AAAAAAUAGGCCAAUAUCUACAGAAAACAUGUUCUACUAAAUGUAUUACAUGUUUUCUAGAUUCGUUAUGAAGAAGAAGAUAAGAGACCAAAUGCUCGGAGUUUGCUGAAGUGUGACCUCGCACCUCGCCAUCGUGGCGCAUGGAAACACUUGGCGACGCGUCAAAGCGCAAUUUGGCACCGGCAUGCCAUGCAAGGACUCCGAUAAAUAGGAGGUUACUGCUCUGCAUCGGCACAUUCUCUUGAGGACUUUAAGCUGAACUGACGACCACAGCGGAACCAUGGAGACUUACACUUCUAACGGAUUUACCUCUCUUUUCCCUGGAAACAACAAUGUAACCCAACAACAGUCCCGUCUGUGGAGACCGUGGACUGGGAAAGAGGAGAACAUUGACGCGCACACGAUUCACUCGGUGCAUGGAGACGUUUGUGAUGCAAAGAGCUCCAAAACUCCUCAAAUCUCACACCCAGUCAAGCUGUAUUGGCCAAAGUCGAAAUGCUUCGACUACCUGUACCAAGACGCAGAGAUGCUGCUGCGUAACUACCCGGUCCAAGCGACAAUCUGUCCCUAUGAGGACUCCAGCAGCGACGAAGACAGCGAUGAAGAUGACGAUUACGAUGAGGAGGAGAUGGACAAGGAGCUGAACUGAACUCUUUGGAGACCAAUGUUGUUAUAAUAUAUUAUUAUUAUUAUUAUUAUUAUUAUUUUUCCCUUUAUAAUUUAUUCUUGUAAAUAUAUGUAAAUAUAAUUUUGAUGGUUCUCCUAACAAGAAUGUAAAUGCUUAAGUUAUUGAUUUCACACUUUUCUACCUCAUUUGU
Solea solea (common sole) is the source of this 818-nucleotide messenger RNA. RefSeq names its product ripply transcriptional repressor 2 (gene ripply2). Gene Ontology annotation, biological process: negative regulation of transcription by RNA polymerase II; embryonic pattern specification. The coding region runs from base 281 to 649 and encodes 122 amino acids. The transcript has 3 exons. The record is from RefSeq and is a predicted model, not a curated record. Gene Ontology annotation, cellular component: nucleus. NCBI's taxonomy places the organism in Eukaryota, Metazoa, Chordata, Actinopteri, Pleuronectiformes, Soleidae.